Molecule: messenger RNA, 528 nt
Organism: Paraphaeosphaeria sporulosa
Lineage: Eukaryota; Fungi; Ascomycota; Dothideomycetes; Pleosporales; Didymosphaeriaceae
Exons: 3
Coding region: 1-528 (175 amino acids)
Source: RefSeq, a predicted model, not a curated record
AUGGGAGCACCAAGUCCCGUCUCUCAAAACCAAAGCACCUCCCCUCACAUCCAUGAACAUGGCCGCACCGAGCCCACAGUCCCCAAUCUUGACAGAUACGUCUUGAUCCAUGACUGCCUGCAGCCAGCCAAACAACACCAAACCGGGUUGUUUCUGAACCUUGCGAGUCUUGAAUGGCUUCGGCCGCAACCCCGAAUUUUUCACGUAGUGACGUCCAAGAGGCCCAGCCGGGAUCUCGGUCUUCUACUACGCCGAGUCCUACGUCGACUUCAAGAUCUUGGUGACGGACUUGUUCAAGCAUCUCGCUUCGAGCGACGAUGGCCACGAGGUCGUAGCCCUUCCCCCCGCUCGACCAACCCAUGCUCCAUGACCAACCGCGCUCCGCCCCUUGUGGAUGGCACAAGACCUCUCCAAUCAAAUGAAAUCACUGCCUUCGGUGUCACUAGGCUCGCAGCCGGCGACGCCAUCCUUGGCAUUGAACAGCCCGUUAAAGGCUUGGAGGGUGACACGAAGAAGGAAUUUACCUGA